UCCUCGAUAUCCACCGCGAGUGUUGCAUCAGUGAAUAUUUACAGAUCCAAGGGUGUUACGUCAUAUACCACAACUAAUUCUGGUGGUGUUCCUACGGUCGUUGUUGCCCCAGCCGGAAACUCUGGAGGGGGUGGAACUAAUGUGGGUGCGAUCGCUGGUGGAGUUGCCGGCGGUCUGGUAGGCCUUGCAGCUCUCGGAUUCUUGAUGUACAAAUUCUUCCCUCGAGGACCUGACGUUCAUGACCCGAUUCCUGAGCCCGAAAUGAUUAGUUAUGGCAUCGGCGAAAGUACACCUCCCCCGCUAGGAUCGACGUCGCCUUCAUUUGGGGCUAGCCCAUCUUCUUUCGGUUCUCCCUACGCGUCUGGAGGGGAAGCAGGGUCUUCUGGCGCUGGUGGAGGCCCAGGGUACGCGCCGGAUGGUACCACCGCUACAGUGGGCUCUCAAGCACCUUUUGGCAAUUUUGGUGUACCAGCGCCUUUUGGUUCAGAUGGUGGUGCGGCAGGCUAUGCUUCUGGAGGAGGGAAUGCUGCGUAUGGAGCCGGGGCUGGGAGUUCUGGGUAUGGUGCUGGAGGUGUGAGUGCCGGGUAUGGAUCUGGAGUAGGGGGAUCCGCAGGAGCAAGCGCCGGGUAUGGACCUGGAGGGCUUGGCGGAUCCGCGGGAGCAAGUGCAGGAUAUGGAUCUGGUGCGAGCGCUGGAGUGGGGGGUGCACCGGCAGGCGUAGCGCCUCAAGGCUUCGGAGCUCCUUCAGCACCGUUUGCUGGUAAUGUGGGUGCCGCCACUGGUUCGGGAGCUGGGAUUCCUCAGUUGCCUUGGGGUGCUGUUGUUGGUGCCCCCUUAGGCGCUGGUGCCUCAGGAGUGGCAUAUGGCGCAGGUGGCCGGCGUCGAGGGCACAGGUACAAUGAGAGUCAAACAGGGUUUCUGCCAUCGCCCGAGCCACCAGAGUCCACAACCCAACCUCAGUCUGCGGAGUACUUUGGCAGCCAAACCCAUUAUUCUGGAUCUGCUGAUUACAAUCCUUUCGAAUAAAUUCCGUGGCCUGCUUGAGUGAUUUGAUUUUUCUUCCCAUUUCCGUCAGCUCGCCAGAUCGAUCUAUAAUAUUCUCUCCUUUAUCGUCUUGCUUUUAUCACAUAGCAAUGAUGGUUCCUACAUGAGCUAAAAAAUCGUUUGUCUUGCUUUUAGCUUUUUCAUGAUCUUCACGGUGCUCACGACUCAGGAUGCGUUGUCCUUUAGUCCAUCUAUAUCUAUGUGACUGGAUCUCUGCAAUUAGCAUGCGAACUGGCAGGGCAAAUCCGACUUCGUACAUAUUCACGAGGCGACUUGCUGCAAACAACGAUGAGGCCACCAAUCCAUCUAGGUUGUUCAAAGAGGUACUGCUGAUUCGUGGGGAGAAAGAAGCCGGAAUAUGAGGUUC
Messenger RNA from Cantharellus anzutake, 1411 nucleotides. RefSeq lists its product as uncharacterized. The record is from RefSeq and is a predicted model, not a curated record. The transcript has a single exon. The coding region runs from base 205 to 1026 and encodes 273 amino acids. NCBI's taxonomy places the organism in Eukaryota, Fungi, Basidiomycota, Agaricomycetes, Cantharellales, Hydnaceae.